ACAGAGUAUAUCUUAUAGAGGGGCUGCUAACCUAUUAAGGACUGCAAGUGUCCCAGAUGUCGUGGGACAGAGUCCAAAGGCAGCGUAUUCCUCCAUUACCAUCGCAGCCAGGAAAGUCCCCCAGGCAGGUUCCAGCCUGCAGGGACCUGUGUAUCCAUCCUGUCCCACCCGACCUGUGAGAGCAAUAACUCCUCCACAGCCCCUGGAGAGAAGAGCGCUAUCCACACCAAGGUGCACAAGGAGAUUCUCCAACUCCCAGCCGGACCUGUGCAGACAGAAUCCGACUGUAGUGAGGACAAACGAGCUGAGACAGAGCUACCCCACAGCUGAUGGGUUUGCAAUGAGAGAACCAGGAAAGAGGAAGGUGCAACCUCUGCAACACAGACACAGCUACACAGAGGGGAAUAGCAACCAGAGCUUAAUAAGUGACUCAUUCCUGCCCCUGUCCUCACAGCCCUCCUACCGCUCCUGUGUCCACCUUGAGGUGCCUCUGAGGUCCACUAGUUCGGUUGUGUUUCUUGACAAGUCCCUCUCUAUUUCCCUUGUGGAUCUGUCAGGAAGGAGGGCAGCCCAGCCCACUCUGUACAGGUCCACCUUGUCUGUUCAUUUAAGCGUCCCAUCCUGCCACAGAUCCUCUACGGACAACAAACCAGCCAAAACAGAUGAGAGUUAUGGGAGACCCAAAGCAGCCAUGGUAGGCAGAAACAAAUUCAAUGGCCGAAAGAGUGGUUUGGGUCACUGCAGAGGCGCUUUAUCAAAGCAAUGGGGCCACAAGGUCGAGCAAAUAGCACCCGCUCAUGGUGUUAACAGCAGGGCUGAUGAUCCAGACACACAUUGCCAUGGUGCUACUUUGGGAUUUUUGUCAUUCAAAGGGCCAAGCCCCUCAAACACGGAGGCUGGCAAGCAGAAGGGGAAUGCAGAUGAGGCUGUCUGUCCUACGCAGAGCAAUUUCAGACACAGACACCGUGCUUUCAAUAUUGGCCCAGUGGACUCCAGAACAUGUCAGAGGCAAGCGUGGAGUGACAAGAAAGUUGAACAACAAGAGCGCAGUUCUUCCAGAGAGGCUCACAAAGUCCCAGCUUUGUAUAAGCACAAGACAUGCUACUAUCAUUCCCGCCUGAUGGCUGAAUCUCAGGAUGGCACAUCCAAGACUCUCAGUCUCAAAGAGGCUUUGGAGCUCUUCAGGCCAGACUUUAUCAGCCGGUCCCAGGGUCGAGUGAGGAGGCUGGAGCAGAGGGCGAGGAGGAGGAGAGCACUGCAAGACCCCAACCCAGACCUGGUGCAAGGCCUUGGGGAAGACAGAGGCGAACGAAGGAGGAACUGCACUACUCCAGAUCCACUCAGUGAUAACCUUUUCAAGCCUAGAGAGAGGUCUAUAUCAGGCAAAGAGAUGCAGCUGAGGUCCAGACGGAUUUACAACAAGCUGCCUGAGGUGACAAAGAAGAAGGAGGAGGAGAAAAAGAGGGCUGUAUCACAAACUAACAGAUUGCGGGCCGAGCUCUUUAAAAAGAGACUUCUGGAGCAGAUCCUGCAAAGAUAAAUGAGAAGCACCAAAAGGUGUAUGGGGAUCAUUCAGCGAUUAUUUCCAAAUGAAGCAUGCCCUUCUCCUUCCCUCCAUGUAUAUUAAUUAUGACUUUGUAUUCAUUCGCUUGCUAUUCUGUGCGAGUCUUUCCCAUGGUUGUGCAUUUGCAUUGCUUUUUAUUAAGGCUCACCUUCUGUUAGAUGGAUCAUUCUCCUCCUGUUGUACUUUUGUUGUUCUCAUACUAAUGCGUUUACAAUGCAAAGAAAUGCAAAAGAGAUUGUUAACUGUCAAUAGUCUAAGAUAUUGGCCUUAUUUUGAGGGCAAAAUAAGCCACCAUGUGGACCAAGCACUGCACUGUGGUAUUCUGGUGUAUGUUCAGGGCAUGUGCUAUAGAGGCUGACUUGCUAUAUUGUAUGUAGACAGCCCAACCAGCCUAGCUAACUCCUACAUACUCACAAUGAAAACUUAGAGGGGUUUGGCCAUUUAAAUGUGAGAGCAUCACAGCUGUGAUCUAAUUCUGUUUUUUUUUUUUUUUCUUCACCUCAUAAAGCCCUGGUUAUCAAACACAAAACAGAUGUAAUUUUACUCUUUUCUUCAAUCAGUAUAGGUCUAAAGAUUUGAUGCCUGGUCUUGAAUAUCAACAUUCUACACUAAAUUGUGUUCCUCUAUCUCAAACCAAAAUAAAAGUAUCCCAAACACA
Messenger RNA from Myripristis murdjan (pinecone soldierfish), 2222 nucleotides. Its product is annotated as (E2-independent) E3 ubiquitin-conjugating enzyme FATS. Gene Ontology annotation, biological process: regulation of centriole replication. The record is from RefSeq and is a predicted model, not a curated record. The coding region runs from base 341 to 1540 and encodes 399 amino acids. The transcript has 6 exons. Gene Ontology annotation, molecular function: microtubule binding. NCBI's taxonomy places the organism in Eukaryota, Metazoa, Chordata, Actinopteri, Holocentriformes, Holocentridae. Gene Ontology annotation, cellular component: centriole; centrosome; cytosol.